UUCUAAUGCCUCUAGCGUUGACCGAUGCCUUUCUUCUGAUGAGCUAUUUCCUACUACGUUUCCUUCCACGAUUGGCGACUAUCCAUUCUUGCUCGCUGUUCAUAUAACCUUUGUGUUGGUUGCAUCACAGCACGAAUGGCUGAACCCAUCGUACCAAACAUAGUCUUGGUGUUACAUAGGGCAAGACAAAAAAACAAAAGAGUAUAAUUUGACUAAAAUGAGUUUAUCAAGGCUAAGAUUCCAUCAUCAGCAUCACCAUCGUAUAUCACCACUACCCAACCCAUUUCUCUCAUGUGCUCGCGAUUGCAGGACAAGACCACCAUUUCUUCAACUACAAAGAGAGAGCAAUAGUAAUAUCAAUAACAAUCAUUACAGAAGCCUUCACUUACCAUCCACUCUCAUAAACAAACCAGCCGUGAGAGCAUUUUCUACAUCAUCAUCAGCAGCAACAAUGGUCAAAGCCAUUAGGGUUCAUCAACUUGGUGGUCCAGAGGUUCUACAGUGGGAGGAUGUGGAAAUAGGUGAGCCAAAGGAUGGGGAGAUCCGAGUGAAAAACAAAGCCAUUGGGCUAAACUUCAUCGAUGUAUACUUCCGGAAAGGAGUUUAUAAGGCGGCUACUAUGCCCUUUACUCCAGGUAUGGAGGCAGUUGGUGUGGUGACUGCUGUGGGCCCUGGACUAACUGGUAGGAAUGUGGGAGAUCUUGUUGGCUACGCUGGUAAUCCAAUGGGCUCAUAUACUGAAGAGCAGAUCCUUCCUGCAGAUAAAGUGGUGUCAAUUCCUUCCUCUAUUGAUCCUAUUGUAGCAGCAUCUGUCUUGCUUACGGGAUUGACAACUCAGUUCCUAGUCCGUCGUUGCUUCAAGGUUGAGCCUGGACACACAGUCCUUGUUCAUGCAGCAGCUGGUGGAGUUGGGUCUCUAUUGUGCCAGUGGGCAAAUGCCCUGGGUGCCAUUGUUAUUGGAACCGUCUCAACCAAAGAGAAGGCUGCUCAAGCCAAAGAUGAUGGAUGCCACCAUCCCAUAAAUUACAAAGAAGAGGACUUUGUUAGCUGUGUCAACGAGAUAACUUCCGGGAAAGGGGUUGACGUUGUCUAUGAUUCUGUUGGAAGAGACACCUUUCAGGGAUCAUUAGCAUCCUUAAAGCCUCGUGGAUAUAUGGUGAGUUUUGGGCAGUCAUCCGGUACACCAGACCCUCUUCCUCUGUCAGCACUUGCGCCAAAAUCACUGUUCUUGACUAGGCCUUCCCUCAUGCAAUACACUGCAACACGAGAGGAGCUGUUGGAAGCUGCUGGAGAGUUAUUUGCUAAUGUUGCAUCAGGUAUCCUACGAGCCCGUGUAAACCACACAUACCCAUUAUCUCAGGCAGCACAAGCACAUUCCGACCUCGAGAGUCGGAAAACAUCCGGAUCUGUUGUGCUGAUACCAGACAGCAACUCGCAGUAAAUCCAUAUCUCCAACCAUCCUUAUUCCCUCCUUGAAGGGGAAAAAUUUCUGGUUGGCAUCAUUGGAUUGUGCAAUGAACAUGAAAUGUAAUUACAUGUUGGAUCAUUGUACUACCUGAUGUGUGAAACUUAUUACCUGAGAUGAGAGCAUUUUCAUAUUCUGUUAUCAUGGAUGAUAAAACUGUAACAUGAAAAAUCAAACAAUUGAUAUCUUAUAUUAUUGAUGUUGGUCCUUUGUUUUGGUUCUUUUGCU
This is a messenger RNA of Cornus florida, 1693 nucleotides long. RefSeq lists its product as uncharacterized. NCBI's taxonomy places the organism in Eukaryota, Viridiplantae, Streptophyta, Magnoliopsida, Cornales, Cornaceae. The record is from RefSeq and is a predicted model, not a curated record. Gene Ontology annotation, biological process: cellular response to oxidative stress. Bases 218 to 1441 code for a protein of 407 amino acids. Gene Ontology annotation, cellular component: cytoplasm; cytosol. Gene Ontology annotation, molecular function: quinone reductase (NADPH) activity. The transcript is spliced from 5 exons.